Suillus bovinus is the source of this 1333-nucleotide messenger RNA. RefSeq lists its product as uncharacterized. Gene Ontology annotation, biological process: CDP-choline pathway. The transcript is spliced from 4 exons. Gene Ontology annotation, cellular component: nuclear envelope. The record is from RefSeq and is a predicted model, not a curated record. Gene Ontology annotation, molecular function: phosphatidylcholine binding; choline-phosphate cytidylyltransferase activity. Bases 171 to 1007 code for a protein of 278 amino acids. NCBI's taxonomy places the organism in Eukaryota, Fungi, Basidiomycota, Agaricomycetes, Boletales, Suillaceae.
GUUACAUCAAGGCUGGUUAUGGCCAAUUUAAAAGUUCCCACGAAGCAGGUCAAGUUCUACUUCGAUGUUCCUUGCAGAAGGAGGAAUGGCCUCAUUUUUACCAGCAUAGGCAAUCCAACGCCACCGCGUGCGUACGGUCUUAACGUGUUUUCCAUUCCACUUGCUCCAUAAUGGAUAGUUCGUCUGUCCUGAGCGACGAAGAUUACGAUGUCAUCUCCAACCCUGGUCAGCGCUCUUUGGAGUCCAGCAUUGCCGACUUGCAUCAUAUUCCAGCCUUGACUACUUAUGAGCUUCCCCCCUCUGAUGCAGCCAGGGAACGACUCAGUGCGGUGGCACUGAGUCCUGGGGAUAUACAAACAUAUGUGCAGAAUGCACUUAGUACUUCUGGUGCAAGAAAGUACCCACGGGACAACAUGACUUUAAGAGUGUAUGUUGAUGGCGUAUUCGAUGUAUUGACUGUUGGGCAUGUACAUCAGCUCCGUCAAGCGAAACUUUCCUUCCCUUCCGUACAUCUUAUUGUCGGAGUGCUUUCGGAUGAGCAAUGUCGAGCUCACAACACCACACCUCAUUUCUCACAUCUCGAGCGUUGCGAGCUUAUACGGCACUGUCGCUGGGUAGACGAGGUACUAUAUGACGCACCAUGGACAGUGAACGAUCGCUUUAUUAUCGACAAGCGCAUUGAUUAUCUUGCGUUGGAGGAGGGUUCCUCUGUUAACCCUGAAUUCGACAAGGAAAGACUCAAGGGAUACGACGCAGUGAAGAGACUAGGACGAGUGCUACCCACCCGAAUAACUACUGGACUAACUGCUGCUCCGCUUUUGGUGUCUUAUAAUGCAUCGGAAGACAUUACACCAUUCCAAGAACUUGCCGAAAUGGCGUUAAAACAACCCAGUCACAGCACCUCUACGCACCUGCCUCCGACAACUUGUACUACCACGUCCGCCGACAGCAAGACUCGUGGCCUUGAGGCCCUAGACGCCAUGUCGAACGAGCUGGCGGAGAGGUGAACUAGGCAGCAAGGCAGGUAGAAGGUACAUGCCGGGGAAACUGAUGCUCACUGUUGAUACAAAUAGUAACUUUAUAUGACGGGCUUUUUAUACUUGUGUUGUGUUGCUACUUGCGCUAUUCAACUGUUCUUGCUUUGUCGCAUUGGUUCUAUGUCAUGACACUUUCUGACCUUAGACUCGUGACCAGUCCUGAGCCUCUGAAACCUAUGAUCAUUCAAAAUCAGGCGGUACCACCAUCUGGGCCAAACUGAGCGUUCUUUCGUCUACACGUAUGCCCGGACACGAUUGUCAUUAAUUAACGCACCAUAGUCAAGUAAGGUAGUCAU